Molecule: messenger RNA, 543 nt
Organism: Vidua macroura (Pin-tailed whydah)
Lineage: Eukaryota; Metazoa; Chordata; Aves; Passeriformes; Viduidae
Product: collagen alpha-1(I) chain-like
Exons: 1
Source: RefSeq, a predicted model, not a curated record
GCGGAUCAGGCGGCGACCGGGCGGGGCCGCGGCGGCAGCAGAGGGAACGCAGCAGCGGGAGCGCGGUCCGUGCCUGCAGGGGACGGCAGGGGAGGGGUCCCGGCCGCCGCCCCCUCCCCUGCACCGGUCGGGCGCCCCUCCGCGCUUCCCGCCGGACCUCCUGCGGGCAGAGGUGAGGGCAGCGGCGGCUGCUCCGGGGCAGCGCCGCAUCGACCGCGGCUGCGGACGGGAGGCGUGUGCCGCGGUGCCGCUCGGGUCUCCGCCGGGGUCAUGCAGCCGUGCGUGCCGCCUCCCCCCGGCUGCCGGGCGGGAGGGAGUUGCUGGGAGCCCCCGGGGGUCUCCGGUAGCGCCGGGCCCGGUGAGUGUUGCUGGGCGCCGGCCGGGCUAGGACCCGCGGGCGCGGCUGAGCGGCUGCUUGGUGCGGUGUCGGGCCGCCAGCACGGCCCCGCAGCCACGGGCCGGCUGUUGCCAAUGUCGUGCGCGCACCUCGGGCUCGCCCGUCCGCAAGCCGCCGUUGAAACCGGUCGCAUUAAAUGCAGUUAA